This is a messenger RNA of Nymphaea colorata (pocket water lily), 936 nucleotides long. RefSeq lists its product as uncharacterized. Lineage: Eukaryota; Viridiplantae; Streptophyta; Magnoliopsida; Nymphaeales; Nymphaeaceae. The coding region runs from base 1 to 936 and encodes 311 amino acids. The record is from RefSeq and is a predicted model, not a curated record. The transcript has a single exon.
AUGGUCCAGAACAUGACCACAUGCCUCUACCAGACGGAGCUGGGCUGCGUCACCGUCACCUGGUGCCGGACCCUCAUGGGCGGCCAAUCCCUCAGCUUCACCGUCAACCCAAAUCCGAACGGCGCCAGCAACCACGAAGACGACGAAGAGGAGGAGGAGAGGGCGUCGGUGUCGCACCGGGUGCAGAUGAAGCCGUGGUUCUUCUGGAAGAAGAAAGGAUCGAAGAAAUUCUACCUUCUGGGAAGGAAGGCUCGGGUGUUCUGGGACCUCUCCAAGGCCAAGUUCUCAUCUGGUCCCGAGCCGGACCGGGGGUUCUACCUCUGCCUCGUCUCGGAUCGGAAGUCGAUGGCCCUACUCGUCGGCGAUAUGCGCCACGAGGCCUACUCCAGGACCCGCGCGCAGCGGCCGGAGAUCGAGGCGGUCCUCCUUUCACGGCGGGAGCACGUCUUCGGGAGGCGGCUCUACUCCGCCAGAGCGAAGUUCGGCGACGGCGAACCCCGCGGCGUCACGAUCGAGUGGGAGGCGGACGACCCGGGCCUGUGCUUCCGGAUCGAUGGGAAACCGGUUCUGAAGGUCAGGCGUCUGUCCUGGAAGUUCAGGGGCAACGACCGGUUCGUGGUGGACGGCGUUCCGGUUCAGGUCUUCUGGGACGUCCACAACUGGCUGUUCGACCCGGGUUAUGGCCACGCCGUCUUCAUGUUCCAGGAGGAGAGGACCGGCCCGUCGUCCGCAUCGGAGUGCGCGUACCCGGUCCCUUGGCCGAGCGGAUUCGGCCUCAACGGACCCGAGAAGAGCCUCCUGAAAACCGGUUCGUUCUCCUCCUACUCUUCGUCUUCCUCCUCCGCCUGCAGCUCUUCCGUUCUGGAGUGGGCCAAUACGGAGUCCGACCCGAACGCGAACGGCUUCUCUUUGGUAGUCUAUGCUUGGAGAACUUGA